Messenger RNA from Pieris macdunnoughi, 321 nucleotides. The record is from the annotation of a GenBank genome assembly. Lineage: Eukaryota; Metazoa; Arthropoda; Insecta; Lepidoptera; Pieridae.
AUGUGGAGGUGGGGUGUGGGGCGGGCGGGGGCCGCAGGGCGGGGCCGAGGGCGGGUCGAGCCGGGCCGUCGCUCCGCAGUCCGCACCAUUCGCCUCACGUCUCCGUAUCGCGCGCUCGUCCCGGCCGCUUGCUCACUCCGUGCCCGCGACCCGACCGCGUCGCACGUCCGCGUUUACUCUCAUCUCGAUCGAGUGCUGUGCAGUGCUUACUUUGACAUUCCGAGUGAUGCGAACACCGUCCGGGAACACUAUCUGAGCGAAAGGGUUGUGCAACGGGCGGAGGGCGGCGCGAAACCGCGCUUGCGCCUGCCGGCACGAUAA